AUGACUGAUUCGACUACUGAACUGAAAACUGCCUAUUUUAAGCUGUGCCGAGAAAGCAAGCAACGAUUUACCAUAGACUACAAGGAAAAGGACGAGCUCUACCAAGCACUCCAGAAAAAGAUCGGCGAACUCGGUAUUCCACCUGGAAGCGACAUGUGGGCAGUCACUGGCUGUAAUAGCAUACAGAUAAACAGUGCCGACGCACUACUUUCAAUCGUGAAUGAUUGCCCGACGGUAAGAAUUAUUGUGCGAACCGAAAAUGGGUACUCGCCUUCAUCUUCGGACUCCGUCGACAGGGCGCGUGGACCACUAAGACGGAAACAUCGAACGAGGAACCGAAGUCGGACCCGCUCACAUAGUCGCGGCUGGUCCCGCUCGCAUAGUCGUGGCCGAUCCCGCUCACAUAGUCGUGGCCGGUCCUACUUAAAUAGUCGUGAUCAUCGGCGAAAGUGUCAUCACUCUCAUUCCCGAAAUCGUCAUUUAUACUCAAAAGAUCUACAGUCGAAGAGACACGAGCACCACAGCUAUUCUCCAGUAUUCUGCAAUGAAGAAACACUUGACAUCGGCCCUUACAACGGCCAGUCGCCAUUCUCCAGCUUUCCCAGAUCGUGCUUUCUUCCAGGCGAUCCACACUUUGAACACCUACCGAUUUGUGGAAUGGGACACUACCAUGGAGGACACCAACGUUGCGGUAUUUGUGGCGAACCCCUUGGUUACUAG
Molecule: messenger RNA, 720 nt
Organism: Angiostrongylus costaricensis
Lineage: Eukaryota; Metazoa; Nematoda; Chromadorea; Rhabditida; Metastrongylidae
Source: the annotation of a GenBank genome assembly